CACUCAGAUGGGCAAGAUAGUGCUUGUUUCACCUGUAGGGGAUAGACUGACUGGAAAGAUGGCAGGCAUGUUCGCUGUACUACUAGACACAUUAAGCACUUGCUCUCUGUCUGUCGAAGGAUGUGACCGGUAUGCUUGUAGAUCUAGAUCUUUGUCACAGAUGCAGACUACAGAUGACUCAUGCUGAGCCGUGUUGGUCGAUGGGGACCUUAGGCUGGAGUCGCGUCUAUGAGAGAUGAAUGAGCAUCGCCAGUGUCUCUGCAUGACUUGUACCUGCUCAUAAAUGGUAGUAAGUACUAAGUAUGAUCCCCUGUCUAAAUGCAUUUAUUCAUUCACGCAGGAGAAGGCACAAAAACAAAAAAGGGCAAACAACCAACGCGACGUCCACCCACCCAGCUCCUGUCUCUUCCCUCUCUCUCUAUCUGUCUCUCUAUCUGUCUCUACACUCUCUCAUCUACAGCACACACAACAUCACCCCAUGCCCUCGCUAGACACCAGCAACAAGGAAAACAUGGACAUCGCCGCCACACCACACAAACGCAAACGGCCACAACUCGAACCCACAGACCAGGCAGGCACACCAGAAGCCGAUCAUGCCCACAAAGAACGCCUCAAACGACAACAACGCGAAACGCGUCUUGGUUAUCGUAAAAUGACUGCAGCACUGGAUGAUAAACGCGAUGAUAUCUUGAGGGCUGAUGGAACCAUUGUCUUGACGCAAUCUAUUCAGCGUGCGAAUGCACUCUAUCAGUCUGUCACUCGACCUCAGGAAGCAAAGUUGGAUUCGGCGUUUUUACUAGAAGCUGCUGAUCUCGCGCAAACCAAAGCGCGCAACAUUAAGCGUGGUGUGCAGGAAUUCAGUCUCGAUGAAUUCAUCAUUAAAGUCGAUAGUUUCAUCACGGGUGGUACGCGCAGUCUCGGUGAUGCACUACAAUUGACGCAACUUGUGAGUUUGGGAAAUGUCUUUGCUCAGUAUGAGACGCGACCACCGACCAUGGACUUGAUGUUGGGUCCAUUGAUGAUUGAACGGAAAGAACGUGUCUUCAAGGCGCGUGAACAAACGAAACGCACAAAGGCUAGUCUGGUACAGCCUGGUGCAUUGGUGCAUCCAGAUGGUGCAUCGAAUGAACAGCAAACAGUCAUGACCCGACUCACGAUGCAAGUUGGCAGGAUUCUGAUGCAGCAGAGUCCAAUUGACUACUUUUCACUUGUCUUGAAUCCUCGCAGCUUUGCACAGUCUGUGGAGAAUAUGUUUUACCUGAGUUUCCUGAUCAAGGAGGGUAAGGCGGGUGUGUAUGAGGACGGGGGAUUGCAGGUUGUUCGGUACAUUGCAGAUGGCGAUGCACAAGCAUCCAUGCCGAGUUUCGCAACACAAGGUGAGGAGGAGGGUGAGGAUUGGCCUGAUAAGCAACAGGGCAUCUUGACACUUGACAUGGAAACUUGGAAGGAGGCAGUGGAGAUUCUCGGUUUGACGGAGAGUACCAUUCCGCAUCGUGAUCAACCCGAGGACACGGCAGCAUAGAUCUUUCUACUUUUUUCUUCAUAAUUUGUUUUUAUCUUAUACUCCUGC
This is a messenger RNA of Protomyces lactucae-debilis, 1570 nucleotides long. RefSeq names its product Nse4 C-terminal-domain-containing protein. The record is from RefSeq and is a predicted model, not a curated record. NCBI's taxonomy places the organism in Eukaryota, Fungi, Ascomycota, Taphrinomycetes, Taphrinales, Protomycetaceae. Gene Ontology annotation, cellular component: Smc5-Smc6 complex; nucleus. Bases 284 to 1522 code for a protein of 412 amino acids. The transcript has 2 exons. Gene Ontology annotation, biological process: DNA repair.